CCCAUCUUUAUUACUGACUGUGAAAGAGUAGGACAACCUUGACAUUCCCUCACAUACGCUGUAUGUCGCCUCCGGGAGAUGGUCAUUUUCCUCUCCAUGCGAAUAGGAGGAGCCCUCCGUUUUACCCGACUGUGUCACGGACGAAGAGGACAAGCCCAGGUGCUGAGGAGAGGGAAAGAGCGAUAGGGGUGGUGUGGUUUCUGCAGGUAAACACGAGUAAUCUCUAGCACAGAGAGGCAAGUGCGGAGUUUAGCCCACACCCAGCACGCUUGCGGACACCGUACCGAUCCACCUGUGUUGUUUUCAGCAACCCGCGAGUGGGAAGCAGCCAAUUCCAAUGCGCUCUCGACUGUAGACCAUGUUCGCAGGUCAGAGGAUGCGUAAAAAUGCGUAGUAACUGGAAUAGUAGGUGCUGGAAGAAGGGCGUCCGACUGUCAACACGUCUAAACUGUGCGCAUAGCGCCGAGCGCUGAUGUUCAAACCAUGGAGAAACAAGCUCUUGCAACGGCUCUGAGCGUGUCCAUGAGCGUUAUCUCUUUACUCUUGUUGGUCACCGCUAUCUUCACCGACCAUUGGUACGAGACAGACACCAGAAGGCAUAAGGAGAACUGCGACAAGUAUGGGUCGGAUUCUAACGACCAGAAAAACAGGGAGAUGCCAAUAUACCACUUGCCUCUUGUGGACAACAGCAACUCCAAACGGAACGUGGCGCUUAUGAAGCCGAUUCACGUCGGGAGUAGAGAGGAGGAAUUACUUGAGAACUGGAGGGCGAUACUGGGGAUGGGGAUUCUUGAGACGGAAUGUGGGCGUCCGUUGUUCUCCACAUAUUCUGGACUCUGGAGAAAAUGCUACUUUCAAGGCAUGGACCGGGAUAUCGAUAAACUCAUAUCAAAGGGUAUUGCGGACCGAUGCACAACUGUCAAGUACCAUUUCUCUCAGCCUAUUCGGCUUCGAAACAUCCCGCUCAACCUGACGAGAACCAUUCAGCAAGAUGAAUGGCAUCUCUUACAUCUGCGGCGAAUCACGGCGGGGUUCCUUGGGAUGGCGGCUGCCGUUUUGCUGUGUGGCAGCAUUGUGGCCACAGUGGGCUUCUUUUGGGAGGAGAGCCUCACCCAGCACGUCUCCGGCCUGCUCUUCCUCAUGGCAGGGAUCUUCUGCACCAUCUCCUUGUGCACCUACGCCGCCAGCGUCUCCUACGACCUCUCCCGGAACCCACCCUUCAUCUAUGGACUGCCCGGCGACGUGGACCAUGCUUACGGCUGGUCCAUCUUCUGCGCCUGGGUCAGCCUGGGACUUACCGUGGCAUCGGGCUGCCUCUGCACCACCUACCCCUUCUUCAGCCAAGCCAAGGCCCUGCACUCCAAAACCGCCCGGGAGUCCUCGGUAUGAGUUGUAUGAGCAGUGUGAGAGAAUUGAGCGCCCCCUGUAGAUUCGGAGGAUGAAUUGUUGGUGUGGACAUUCUGUUGCUGACUGAAGACCAAUAUCAGAGGAGAUGUUUCAUUUGUACGAAACCAGAGAUGCCACGGUGAGAUAUGGGAAUUUUGUUGGUCUUUUUUGUGGACUCUCGCCAUCCUUUAUCGAGGUGUUAUGGAAGGUGCAGCUGUUAGGAUGUGUUAUCUGUGUGUUUGUAUAUGCACACAGGCAAACUCACACAUACAUAUGGACCUACACAUGCGUACACAAGCACACACACAGUCUCUCUCUCUCUCUCUCUCUCUCUCUCUCUCUCUCUCUCUCUCUCUCUCUCUCUCUCUCUCUCUCUCUCUCUCUCUCUCUCGCUCUCUGUCUCUCUCUCUCUCCAAGAUAUGGAGAACAAUAUGAGAGUGAAUAACAUGAAACGACGCAAAUACCCACACAGGCAUACCACACACAUAAAACAUGUGUGUAUAUAUUAGCACAUAUACGAAAAAGGCAUAAUUCAUAUGGGUGGUUUGGUAAGGUUGAAUCAAAUGGACAUUGUAUAAAAUACUAGUAUCACUUUAAAAGCAAGAACUCUCCUUUUUUUCAGAUGUAAGUAAUAUAUUUUCUAAACUCUUAAGUACAAAACUCUAAACUGAUAACAUGUGUAAUGCCCCCUAUCUUAUGUUCAGAACCUUUGAUUGUGCAUUCAUUGGGGUUUCUCACAUCUUUCACCCCUGAGUCAGUUUUCCAUUAAAUACCAUGAGCCCAUUUAUUUUGUCACCAAUACAUCAGAUAAUUAUCGGCUCACCGUGUAGUCAUUUUAACGACUAUUUUCAGUUGUUUGUUUUUUUCAAUCACUUUUGUGCAAUUUUCACUACUAUGUGGUACAUCUUCACAGCAAGCACAAAAAUCAAAACAGAUCAUCACAAUCGCUCAUGUUUCAAAACUCACAUUUGCAAUUGGCUGAGUAAAACAAACAAAAAAAGUCACUUGUUCACUGCAUCAAAUCACUUUUUUUCAAAUUUGGAUAAAUAAUCAAUCUAAGUAUCUGCUUUUCGAAAUGCAAUAUUCACUUUACUUUUGAUAUGAGUUUCUUGUCAUUUGUUAACAAUACAAUUAUCUAUCACUUAAUCAAACUGCUCAAAACUGAUAGCUACUGAACCACAAGUAUGUACUGCCUAGUUAACGUAUAUAGUUUGAUAACUGUUGAACACUGUAAAUGUCUAUAUUUUUACCUAAAGGUAUCAAUUUGACAUCAAUUUAUGUUGGAAGGUAAAAGCAAAUCAGCCAGUGUGCUCCAAUAGGACAAAAGGGAAAGAGUCACUAUGUGCUCCAAUAGGACAAAAGGGAAAGAGUCAAUAUGUGCUCCAAUAGGACAAAAGGGAAAGACUCACUAUGUGCUCCAAUAGGACAAAAGGGAAAGACUCACUAUGUGCUCCAAUAGGACAAAAGGGAAAGACUCACUAUGUGCUCCAAUAGGACAAAAGGGAAAGACUCACUAUGUGCUCCAAUAGGACAAAAGGGAAAGACUCACUAUGUGCUCCAAUGGACAAAAGGGAAAGAGUCACUAUGUGCUCCAAUAAGACAAAAGGGAAAGAGUCACUAUGUGCUCCAAUAGGACAAAAGGGAAAGAGUCACUAUGUGCUCCAAUAAGACAAAAGGGAAAGAGUCACUAUGUGCUCCAAUAGGACAAAAGGGAAAGACUCACUAUGUGCUCCAAUAGGACAAAAGGGAAAGAGUCACUAUGUGCUCCAAUAGGACAAAAGGGAAAGACUCACUAUGUGCUCCAAUAGGACAAAAGGGAAAGACUCACUAUGUGCUCCAAUAGGACAAAAGGGAAAGACUCACGAUGUGCUCCAAUAGGACAAAAGGGAAAGACUCACUAUGUGCUCCAAUAGGACAAAAGGGAAAGACUCACGAUGUGCUCCAAUAGGACAAAAGGGAAGGACUCACUAUGUGCUCCAAUAGGACAAAAGGGAAAGAGUCACUAUGUGCUCCAAUAGGACAAAAGGGAAAGACUCACUAUGUGCUCCAAUAGGACAAAAGGGAAAGACUCACUAUGUGCUCCAAUAGGACAAAAGGGAAAGAGUCACUAUGUGCUCCAAUAGGACAAAAGGGAAAGACUCACUAUGUGCUCCAAUAGGACAAAAGGGAAAGACUCACUAUGUGCUCCAAUAGGACAAAAGGGAAAGACUCACGAUGUGCUCCAAUAGGACAAAAAGGAAAGACUCACUAUGUGCUCCAAUAGGACAAAAGGGAAAGACUCACGAUGUGCUCCAAUAGGACAAAAGGGAAGGACUCACUAUGUGCUCCAAUAGGACAAAAGGGAAAGAGUCACUAUGUGCUCCAAUAGGACAAAAGGGAAAGACUCACUAUGUGCUCCAAUAGGACAAAAGGGAAAGACUCACUAUGUGCUCCAAUAGGAAAAAAGGGAAAGACUCACGAUGUGCUCCAAUAGGACAAAAGGGAAAGACUCACUAUGUGCUCCAAUAGGACAAAAGGGAAAGACUCACGAUGUGCUCCAAUAGGACAAAAGGGAAAGACUCACUAUGUGCUCCAAUAGGACAAAAGGGAAAGAGUCACUAUGUGCUCCAAUAGGACAAAAGGGGAAAGAGUCACUAUGUGCUACAAUUUGGGAUUAUAUUGUAGUGCACAAUGCACUGCUGAAAUACCUGGGUUGUGCACUGCUCAUACACAUUUCAAAACUGUUCUUUUUCAAGUGCUAAAUAGAAAGCAUACUAGAUGGUAAAUAUAUAUUUUCCAUACAGUAUUUGAUUCUAACUUGACAUACCAUUUUUUUAAACAAUUUGUAUCCAAUGGCAGGUUGUGAGCAUGUUGAGAAAUAUGUCAGUUUAACGGUUUCAUAAUCCUUAUACAGCACAUGUGUAGGACAAAUCAUCAGAAAUAGGGGUAUUGUAAAGCAGUUGGCUACUGUAAAAACGUCGUACGGUGUUUUGUAUGCUAUUUCUGCCGCAUGCAACAUUGUGAAAGAUCACCUUUUCUACGUGACUUGUCAACUAAUACAGUAUCGCCUGUCGCUCUGCUUGAAAUUCAUCAGCUUAUAAUGUACAAAUGAAAUUCAGAUGAUGAGUGAAAUAUAUUAUUAUACACAAUACAGGCAUUUCAACACUACACUACCAUUCCAAAUUGUAGCACACAGAGUGACUCUUUCCAUUUUUUCCUAUUGAAGCACACUGGCUGAUGGAGAAUGAUGUAGUAUUUACAGUCACAUCCAUAUAUGAUUUGGAUUUACCUUCCAACAUAAAUUGAUGUCAAACUGAUACAUUUAUGAGGUAAAAAUAUAGAAAUGUACAGUGUUCAGCAGUUAUCGAACUGUAUACGUAAAGUAGGCAUUACAUCAUUUUGGUUCAGUAGUUAUCAGUUUUGAGCAGAUUUAUUAAGUGAUAGAUAAUUGUAUUCUUAACAAAUUAUAAGAAAACCAUAUAAAAAAUAAAGGGAAUAUUGCAUUUUGAAAAGCAGGUACUUAGAUUGAAUAUAUAUCCAAAUUGAAAGAGUGAUUUGAUGCAGUAACUUUGUGAAUUUGUUUGUUCUACUCAGUCAAUUGAAAAUGUGCUUAGAGUUUUGAAACCUGAGCCAUUUUGAUGAUCUGUUUAGAUGUUUGUGCUUGUUGUGAAAAUUUACCACAUACUUGUGAAAAUUGCACCAAAGGGAUUGAAAUAAACUGUAAUCCACAGCCUAUGACAUACCGACGGAUUCUAUUGGUCAUUUCAGUUGUGGCAAUCAAAUUGCACAAAGUUUUUAGCGAACCCAUUAACCAGUCCCUUCCCAAACAGAUGAGGCAUAAUCACUAAUCAUUUCAAAAUGUGUGCCAGACUGUGAGAAGAAUACUGACAAUGAUAGAUGAAGGACUACAGGGAUUGUUGCUUACAAAGUUGAGGAAAGUCAUUUUUCUCGCUCAUGGACACAAAUGGUGCACGAUUCAACAUUGGAAUGUGAAAACAGUAGAAAAUGGAUGAGAUAAUGUUGACACACCGCUUGAAUGGAUGUAAGACAUUUGUGUUGGAACGUCAUCACAUAUGUUCUGAGCAGCCAACAGUGAGGGGUGGGUCCUGAAAGUUACAUGCUGCCCCAUGGAAUGGCCAGCUUUCGCAACGACUCUAUCUAACCUGGAAGACUUGUAGGGACCUUGAAUGGCUUCUGGGGACAUUAAAUGACUUGUGUGGACCUUGCAGGUUAUGUAUGUUCAACUCAGCAUGCUGUGUCAGAAGCAGAGCAGCCUUUCUGAGAUGGUACAUUGAGCUUCAAGUCUUCUAUAUUGACAUUUAAAUUGAGCUGUAAAUAAAAGAUGAUCAACAAGAA
Salvelinus fontinalis (brook trout) is the source of this 5721-nucleotide messenger RNA. RefSeq names its product transmembrane protein 178a (gene tmem178a). Gene Ontology annotation, cellular component: endoplasmic reticulum membrane. Gene Ontology annotation, biological process: negative regulation of osteoclast differentiation; regulation of cytosolic calcium ion concentration. The transcript has 4 exons. The record is from RefSeq and is a predicted model, not a curated record. NCBI's taxonomy places the organism in Eukaryota, Metazoa, Chordata, Actinopteri, Salmoniformes, Salmonidae. The coding region runs from base 484 to 1389 and encodes 301 amino acids.